Molecule: messenger RNA, 279 nt
Organism: Protopolystoma xenopodis
Lineage: Eukaryota; Metazoa; Platyhelminthes; Monogenea; Polystomatidea; Polystomatidae
Source: the annotation of a GenBank genome assembly
AUGGUCAUCAGCAUUGUUUUGUUUCUUGUGUUCAAUUUUACUUUCUUGACCAACAGCGCCUUUGAUCAUAUCUUCGAGACCAUUGCUGUCAGUGAUCGUACAAAAUACCUGGUGCAAGCCUCUUAUCUUGAGAUCUAUAACGAGGAGAUACGCGACCUCUUGGCCAAGGAUACUAAAGCAAAGCUGGAGCUGAAAGAACAUCCUGAGUUUGGCGUUUAUGUAGCCGGCCUAACCAAGCACAAGAUGAACAAUGUUAGAGAAUGCAAGGUGAAUAGUUAG